Apis cerana (Asiatic honeybee) is the source of this 3234-nucleotide messenger RNA. RefSeq names its product DNA damage-regulated autophagy modulator protein 1. NCBI's taxonomy places the organism in Eukaryota, Metazoa, Arthropoda, Insecta, Hymenoptera, Apidae. The record is from RefSeq and is a predicted model, not a curated record.
UUAUUCUUUUCUCGAAAAAAAGAAGAGAAGAAAUAUUUCACAAAUUCAUUAUACAUAAUACAUUCGAAUUUCAAUGGAGGGGGGGAAAAAAACCCCGAAUCAGUGUGUGGAAUUCUACGAUUCUAUUAUAAUACGAAGAAUACAAAGUGAUUUUUCUUGGAAAGGAAAUCGAUUCGAUUUGAAAACGAAAUGAGCACGAAGUUAAGAAUGGGAUCAGACGGUGCGUUAAUUGCAGUGCAACGUAAUCGUGUGCGUUAAUCAGUGAUCGGCAGGUUGCGUAGGGCAAGAGGUAUGUUAGCAGCACUUACGAACAGUCGCUCCAAGGCGCCCCAUGAAGGUGCCCCCUUGGCGUUCCCAUCUUAUCACAUAACAAAUACAUACGGCGCUAUCAUAUUCUCGAGUGCUCUGGGACAAACGAGUACGAGAAUGCCCUACGGAAAGUUGCACGUUCUUCCAUUGAGCCUCUUUAUCCUGAUCCCGGUGACGUUUCUAAUUACGUACACUAUAUCGGUGCAGUGGGACCACGUGGUGCCAGGAUUCCCGUACAUAUCGGAAACAGGCACAUUGUCACCGGAAUCGUGUAUAUUUGCCCAAUUCCUUAAUAUAGCCGCGUUGCUCCUCGCCUGUUGCGUGUACAUCAGACAUCGACAAGUUUCCCAAUGGCAAUUGGAAAGGGGGAACGAUCUGGUUAGCAAGAGGAUCGUUGUUGUGACGGCGUGGUGCGGUAUUCUGGCCUGCUUUGGUCUCGAUAUUCUGGCCAACUUUCAAGAAGCCCGUGUCGUAGGGGCUCAUAUGAUCGGGGCAAUGACAUGCUUCACGGCUGGAACUAUCUAUUUUUGCCUUCAGACGUAUCUGAGUUACAAAAUGGUACCGGCUGUGAACGGAAAGAUCGUGGUUUUCAUUCGCGCAGGACUCUCAGUUUUAACGUUAAUUUUGACCAUCACCACCAUCAUACCUGGCUACAUAUCAAUGCUAGAAUUUCAAGGUAACGAUUACAAGAAAUGGCUGCCAACGGACGGUGGUUGGGGUUGGCACGUCGCUAGUGCGAUUUCCGAGUGGGUUCUGGCCAUUGUUUAUUGUUGCUUCCUCCUCACAUUCGUGCCAGAAUUUCGAUUGAUCAACUUCGAGGAUCCAGUGGUUACGCUGAUAUAUCUAGACAAGGACCAAGACUUGAAAUUGUCGCACAAGCUGAGCUCACAAGUUCAAGAGUCUUGAGAUCCCUCGGAUAUAUAAAGUCUAAAGAUUAAGUAUUUAAAUUAUAUUUCUUCUGAAAAGUAUGCAUCAUAAUGAUUAUUCCAAGUAAUAAUAUUUUUAAAUGUAAUAAUAACUUCGUCGGAUAUCACGUUUUCGAGUCACUUAAAAGUUAUUCAGUGAACAGUACGCGUACCUUUCUACGUUUAUCUUUUAGUUUUACUUAAUUAUCUGCCGAUUAUUACUCCAGUUAAACCGUGUUACGUUCUUUGUUGUAAAAAAAAAACAAAAUUUUUUUAUUUCUAUUAAAAAUAAUUUGUUAAUAGAUUUUGUUAAUAUCAAGUUUCAAUUUAAGAUAAUGUAAAUCAAUUGAUUUUACCAAAAAUUGAAAAGAUAAAGAAAAAGAUAAUCAACAAUAAGAUAAUAUUUCGUCUAGAUAUUUCUUUACUCGAAAAUUAUCUUGGUUUAAUACCUUCGUUACCAUGCAUAAUGUCGAUGUUUCGUCCUUUCUUUUUUUUUUUUGCGAUCGAUGAAACCUAAAGCGUAUAAUAAUAAUACCCGAUUGAUCGACGUACGAGUGUCAUUUCUGCAAAAAAAAAAGAGUCACGCGAACAAACUUUGAAAUAAGUUAAUAAUUAAAUACGAGAAAUAACAUGUAACACCUAUUAAAGUGAAACUUGACUCAAAGUGCAUGGUACAGUGUCGAGAAUCGUGAUUUAUCUUCCUUAGCGCUCGAUCGAAGCUGCUUUGAAAAAUGCAGAAGCGUUGCACAAAUCUUAAGAAGCCCUUGGAUUAACGAGACGACUAAUAAUACGUAUUUUGUAUCGAUCUGUUAGAUUUAAUUUUCUUUUGAACGUGCAAUCAUCGAUAUUGGAUGCUGAAUUAAUAAAAUACUAUUAUUACUUGCGUCAACGACAAAGAAAACAUUUUAAAAAGCGAGAUAGAUUUGUCUCAAAAUAAAUAAAUAAAAUUUCGCAAUUUUAACCGAAAUUUAUUACAUUAACGUGAACAAAUUCGAAUGAACGAUUCAGAGAUUUGAUUAGCAACUCCUUCACGAAAUAUUAAGCUAAAUCUGCAACUACGUAUAUUUAUUUGUCUGGUCUGGAAUCCUUUUCUCUGAAGUAUGCAAAGAUAUCGAGUUGCACUCCUGACGUUGUCGAUAUUUAUCAAUCGAUAGUUUUUCUAACCGAAUUUAAAAAUCUUCUUAACCAAACUAACGUAAUGAAACUAACGUAUCAAACCUAUUCAUCGUGUUCUAGUUCGUAUUCCAUGGAGGGGACAAAAAUGUUAGUAGCUAAAAACUAACUCAAAAGUAACUCAACUAAAAUUCGUUAAAAAAAAAAAAAAACAGCUUUCUCUAAACCAACAAUUUAAUAUCAAGGGAGAAAACGAGGCGUAUCACUGUAAUAAGUACGAUUUAAUUUGAACACUGUAUUUCCGGUAUUUGGAAGUUGGAGUUGAAGGAAAAUUAAGAGAAACCGAAAAGGAAGAAGCGUAAACAUGCGAUAGAAGAAAAAAAUUCAUCGUGCAGGGUCGUAAAGCGGAACACCGAUUAUCUGAGCAAGGUGCGGUAAUCCGGUAUCGAUAACUGUGUACACGUAUAUACGUAUAUUAUCGAAACACGUUCGCGGCAUAAAUAUCGGCAUAAACGUUCCUUGGAGAACGUCUGGCAGGAACGACGUCCGCGUCAGUCUCGUGGCGCAGCUGCUGAGAGCGCCGUUGGCACAACAUCGAUCGCGCACAGUCGGCCAUAACCUCUGUAACUCGGUACGUUGUUCACCCUGGCCUCGCGGACCGAAGCACGAAAAUUGCGCAGGAACAAACAAAAUCGCGAUGGAACGAAGCUAGGUGGGAUUUCGUGGAUUUCGUUGCUCGAAAAUAUCAUCGAGAGGAGAGGAAAUUGCAAACGGUGCGGUUCGGCGUUGUCCACGAUAAGAAGACCUUCAAUCGUUGUGCAGCACCCUUUCCAAACGGUGUCCAGUUUCGGUGGAACGCGUCGACGGCUCGACCUCGUCGACGACGAUUCGUCGAGCGUUGACGAGA